AUGUUCCAUGAGAUGCAUUGCCUGCGCGUUCUAAACCUUGCAUUCGACCCUUCAAAUAUCGUCAGCGACGGCCAUAUUGCUCAUUGCCUAGGCUAUCUCAGGCAACAAGCCCUGUGUCAUCCCGAUCUCACUCUGGAGCCAGCCGGAUGGGAGAACAGGGAUUUUGACGGCUCUGGUAGGGAAGGGGCCACACACUUAUGCUGGGACUGGGAACAGGUGUACGAGGUGGUGGAGGACAAUUGGUUGAGAUGGAAUAACUCGAGGAAUGCAUUGAAAUGUAACGAACAGGGUUUCUGUGCGUAA
Molecule: messenger RNA, 303 nt
Organism: Marasmius oreades (fairy-ring Marasmius)
Lineage: Eukaryota; Fungi; Basidiomycota; Agaricomycetes; Agaricales; Marasmiaceae
Exons: 1
Coding region: 1-303 (100 amino acids)
Biological process (GO): mycotoxin biosynthetic process
Source: RefSeq, a predicted model, not a curated record